Molecule: messenger RNA, 461 nt
Organism: Leptinotarsa decemlineata (Colorado potato beetle)
Lineage: Eukaryota; Metazoa; Arthropoda; Insecta; Coleoptera; Chrysomelidae
Product: potassium two pore domain channel sandman
Biological process (GO): potassium ion transmembrane transport; stabilization of membrane potential
Cellular component (GO): plasma membrane
Molecular function (GO): outward rectifier potassium channel activity; potassium ion leak channel activity
Source: RefSeq, a predicted model, not a curated record
UUCAGUUGCACAAAAUAAUACCUGUAUAGAACUGCAAUAAUUUUUCUCACAAAUAUUCUUUCACAGGUUAUGGCAACAUUUUCACACAUACCAGAGUGGGAAAAAUGGUUACUAUAAUUUACGCCAUCAUUGGAAUGCCUCUAUUUCUUCUUUACCUCUCUAACAUUGGUGACAUCAUGGCAAGAUCUUUCAAGUUCAUUUAUGCCAAUUGUUGCUUGUGCAGAUGUUGUCCAAAGGUGGCUAAGAGAAGAGCUAUUCGGAAAUUGAGAAGAGAACAAAAUUUGAGCACAGACAACGAUAGCUCGUUAGAAACUGAAAAUUCCAGUGUUGUCAUUUCUAUACCCUCAUUUGGACCUAGAGAUUCUGAAGCAAGCAAUGAUCUCACCACAGAAGACGAUGAAUACGAUGUACAAAAUGUCACUGUUCCUGUUACAAUUUGUUUGAGUAUAAUGGUGGGGUAA